Molecule: messenger RNA, 1801 nt
Organism: Botrytis cinerea B05.10
Lineage: Eukaryota; Fungi; Ascomycota; Leotiomycetes; Helotiales; Sclerotiniaceae
Exons: 2
Coding region: 369-1361 (330 amino acids)
Molecular function (GO): catalytic activity
Source: RefSeq, a predicted model, not a curated record
GCGUUGCCCGAUCGACAAUUAGCUGGUGGGUUUUUAAAACCAUUACAGCAUCGCAUAGUUCAUACCACAUGUUGGCAGUCAAACUUACAUCAAGCAUCGCCAAAAAACCCUCCUAUAUUUAUAAGUAGAAUGUGGGGGCGGAUACUUUCGUGCGUUACCCUAAUUCGUCUUACAAAUGCUUCGCAAAUAUAAUCUACGCCUGACUCGCCGAUGCUACUUUCCGCCUGGUACCGGAAGGUUUAAAAGAGUAGGUGCAUGUUAAAAAGGGCCUUGACCUACCUGCUCCUUAUACCUCUCCAAGCUUCUGACAUUAUCACUUGACAUUCUUGAGAAUCCGCGGUGACUACACUUGUCAAUUGAAUUUCAAGAUGGACGCUUUCGAGAAGAAGACCUUGAAGACAUCGCGGGGUUAUACUUACACAUACUACACGUCCGAAGGCGACAGAUCUCUUCCAACCCUUUUCUUCCAGCAUGGCUGGCCCGACCAUGCCGAGAUGUGGAAGGGUAUCGCAGAGCGUCUUAUUGAUACCAACUUCCCCAUUAUCAUUCCAGAUUUACUUGGCUAUGACGGCACCGACAAGCCAACCGAUCCAGCCGAGUAUAGGUGGGAUGUAAUGACCAUGGAUCUCAUCGAUAUCAUCGACACGGAAAAGGUGGACAAAGUAAUUUCCAUCGGUCACGACUGGGGAUCCAUUUGUGCCGCCCGUCUCUACAAUUACCACCCUGACCGCGUCGUUGGCUGCAUGUUUUUCAAUGUCGCAUAUACCCCCCCAUGUCGUGAGCGUUUCGAUAUCGCGAAAUGGAAUAAGACCGCCGAGCAGGCUUUCGGCUACGGAACCUUGCACUACUGGUACCUCUUUGCCGACCCAAAUGGUGGCAAACUCCUCAAAGACAACGUUGAGCGUCUCUACUCUUGCAUUCAUGGCACAGGUGACUCGAUGAAGCGAUACUUCUGCGUCCCAAAUGCUAUGCGUCAGCACCUUUCGAGCAGCGCUCCGGGUCCGGAAGUCCGUCCUUACGCUCAGGACACAAAGUUCCGCCAGGACUUCAUCGACAGAAUGCGCCGUGAUGGUUUCGACGCGCCACAGUGCUGGUACCGUGCCUUUUUGGAGCAGCAGCACCUGUGCGAUGAGAACCUUCCUGAAGGUAGAGACAAGGUGGAUGUUCCGGUAUUGUAUAUUGGAGGGAAAGACGAUGGCCCAUGCCGUGUCGAGACCAUGUAUCCGGCGAUUCAGCAGGGAUGGUUGCCGAAGUUGGAUCAGAAGCCCUUGUUGGAUGCGGCGCAUUGGAUGCCAUAUGAGAGGCCAGAAGAGAUUGCGGGACUUGUCAGGGAGUGGUUGGGUGAGAAUUAUGCAAAAUGAAGUAGGUAGGGCGGAAAGAUGUAUGAGUUCGAUGCUUGGAGUGUGGGUACUAUGUAACCCUCAUUCUAAUGUGCUGAGUUGAGUUAUGAUGGCCUUGACUCUCGGGUGCCGAUUUGAGUGCCUAUCUAGUUCUAUUUGUAGGAAUCGAGCAGGCGAUCCGAUUUGUCUUCCCUAUGUGAUUCUAUUGACAAGGAUCGGGCAGGGAGCCAAAGAGGGCUAAAUACUUACGCCACCCGACAAGCGAGAAAAGUUCCCUAAACAUAGAAUCCGUUUUCCUGCACUCUUGUUUCUGAAUUCUGUCUUUGAAAAGCCUAUGACUAAAUUUCAUUCUACCCCCCACUCUAUCGAUGGAAAUAAUGAGAUCUACGUCAAACACCGUUCCUUUCCAUUCUAUGUCAAUCUACCAUAUAUUUCCAUCUAUAAUAACAAGGCUCUCUUCA